This is a messenger RNA of Pungitius pungitius (ninespine stickleback), 2717 nucleotides long. RefSeq names its product BAR/IMD domain containing adaptor protein 2 like 1b (gene baiap2l1b). Gene Ontology annotation, cellular component: nucleoplasm; cytosol. Gene Ontology annotation, molecular function: protein binding. The record is from RefSeq and is a predicted model, not a curated record. Gene Ontology annotation, biological process: actin crosslink formation; positive regulation of actin filament polymerization; plasma membrane organization. The coding region runs from base 338 to 1897 and encodes 519 amino acids. The transcript is spliced from 14 exons. NCBI's taxonomy places the organism in Eukaryota, Metazoa, Chordata, Actinopteri, Perciformes, Gasterosteidae.
CCUCUCCCCAACUCGCCUCCCUCCUUGCAACAAGUUUGACAGCUCCGCUUCUUUCAGCGGCUGGCUGUCCUCCCGUGGACGUGUCCCCGGUGUGUCCCUCUCGGCCGGCGUCGUUUGCGUUUGGCGUGUGUGCGCGUCGCGUCUCCUGCUGGACAUAAGGAGUUUCAUUUUGUCCGUAGGUUUGGUCACUUCCCCCCCCCUGCCCCCCCUCCACCUGUUGGAUUUUUUUCUGUUUUGCUGAGAGGAGAAGAGGAGGUGGAAGAGGGGUGUUUUGGCAAGCGUGGUUUUGUUAUUUUUAUUUUAUUCACGGCGGUAGUGAGAGGAUCUGAAGGACGAGAUGUCGCGGAACGUGGAGGAGGUGACCAAGCUCACCGAGAGCACGUACAAGAGCGUGAUGGACCAGUUCAACCCGGGACUCAGGAACCUGGUCAACCUGGGCAAGAACUAUGAGAAAUCCGUGGCUGCAAUGAUCCUGGCGGGGAAGUUGUAUUUCGAUGCAAUGUCUAAGAUCGGGGAGAACGCUGCGGUGUCCCCUGUGUCCAGAGAAUUAGGUGUGGUGCUCAUGGACAUCUCAGAAGUCCACAAGAAGGUUAAUCUGGAGCUGGAGGAAAAUUUUAAGAGGUUCCACAGGGACAUAAUAUCCGAGCUGGAGAAAAAGACUGAGAUGGAUGUCAAAUACAUGACAGCCACGUUUAAGAGGUUCCAAAUUGAGCACAGGAUGAAGCAGGACAGUCUGGAGAGAUCCCAGGCGGACCUGAAGAAGCUGAGGAGGAAGAGCCAAGGCAAGAACGCCAACAAGUACGAGAACAAGGAGAGCGAGUGCCUGGAAACGUUGACAAGCCGUCAGAUGGACAUGCAGCUGUUCAUCGCCGAGGGCUGUAAGGAGGCUCUGGUGGAGGAGAAGAGACGCUUCUGUUUCCUGGUGGACAAACACUGCAUGUUCUCCUACCAGUUUGCCUCCUUCCACGAGAAGGCCAGAGACUUGCUGACGACAAAGCUGAACAGCUGGCAGGACCAGUGCAGCGACACCUCCGACAUGCCCGAGAGUAUCCUGUCCAUGAUCGAGGGACUGCAGACGCCCAUCCCCAUCACACCUCUGCCCUCCCCCUCCCCGUCGCGGCACAGCGUGAACACGAGCGCUCCUCCGGCCCCGCCUCUCAAGGCUCACACCAGUCCUCUGGCUAACAUGUUCACCCAGGAGAACAACAUCACCACUGCAACCAGAACUACCAACAACAGCAUAGCCCUCCUCACCGCUCUCCCGUCCUGUCUCCCAGACCACGAGGACAACAACCUGGCCAGGUGCGUGUCCGUCGCCACGGGCCUCAACAACAUGGUGAAGAGGCCGCGAGUGCGCACCAUCUUCCCCCACACUGCCGGCAGCAACAGCACGCUGAUCAGCUUCGAGGAGGGGGACGUCAUCACGCUGCUCAUCCCCGAGGAGAGGGACGGCUGGAUGUACGGCGAGCUGGAGAAGAGCGGAAAGAGGGGCUGGUUCCCUUCCUCUUACUGCCGCGCUCUCUCCGAGCCUGCCGUGAAUAACAACAGCGUGUCUGCGGGACCGCACCGCAGCAGAAGCGUGGUCAACCUCCACCAUCAGGACUCGGAGACAGACGAGGCGACCAUGGUGCUCCCGCCGGCGGACUACAGCGGCGUCCUGCUGCGCAACGCCGCGAAGACCAACAGCAGCAGCAGCAGCGGCGCCGCCCAAAACUACAUCCACCGGCACUCCCCUACGCUCUCUGCGGCCUCCUCGUCCUCGUCUGAUCCCCACACGGCGUUGCAAUCAAACGGCACCUCGAGACCUCAGCCUGCUUACCUCGCGGGAGGGAACCCGUUCGCCACCGUCCGGCUACGCCCAACAGUCACCAACGACCGCUCGGCGCCGGUCGUCUGAUCGGCCUUCAGCUUCUCGUCAGCCUUCCGGUGUCAUCUAGCGGGAGGCCUGUGCGGCGCCGGCCCUGCGGUUACCGCGCAGCAGCGUCUGCUGGUCUGGAACCAGACAGAACUUGGCCAGCGCAAGAGACAACAAAGAAAAAUGCCACUUGAAUCUGGGAUCCCUUCGCUGCUGCAAACUCUCACAUUGAAGUGUUUUCGCACCGUUUUAUUUUCCAAUACAGAUGCUCACAAAUUUAUUAUAUAUACAGAUAUAUAUAUAUAUAUACAUUCUAUUUUUGUGGAGGUGAUGUUAGGAGGGCCACAUUUUACCUGCCCUUGAGAAACGGAUGAAUGAAAACGGUCGUAGGAAAUACUGCGAGGUAUUUGUGCUGUUGAUGUUGCUUGUUCAUCAUCAAAAUGACUGUUGGAAAUCGUUUUCUUUUGCCACAGGAUAGUCGAACGUACUUUAGAGGCCCUCUUCAUUUCACCUUUGGGUCCUUUGUAAAAUGUUGCGUUUUAAGGUCAAUGCUAUGAUGUUGCCGCAAGGAGACUUUGAAGAGAUGCCUCCAAAAGCCUUUAGUCCCUUUUGUAUAUACAUUUGCGCGAACAGAUGCUAUGACUAUUGUAUUUUGCCAUGUAGACAGGACUUUUGCCCUUAAUGACACAAACAUAACUACUGUAAAAGAUAUUGGUUGUCACUUAUGGCGAUGUCGUCAUUCCUGCUUUAAUCAUUGCUCUUGCAAUUUUAAGACCAGUCUGUACUUGUUUUCAGCCCCAAUUUGCUGUAUGAAAAAUAAAGAUUAUUUAAAAUAAAUAAUUAUUUCUUCAAAAUGCUGCUU